AUGGGUGUCACAAUGAAUAAAAAGGAACUCAUAUUGGGUGUGAAACCUGGACUUAAGCUUUUCCUCUAUGAUUUUGAUCUGAAACUUAUGUAUGGUAUCUAUGAAGCAUCCUCUGCUGGUGGAGUAAAAUUGGAGCCCAAGGCUUUUGGUGGUUCCUUCCCAUUUCAGGAUCUGCAUUCUGAUGCUAGUGAGCUCCAGGUGCGGUUUGUUGUUCACAAGGACUGUUUUCCAAUCACUGAGAGUGUUUUCAAGAAGGCUAUAAAGGACAAUUAUAAUGAGAAGAACAAGUUCAAAACAGAACUUACUGUUCGACAGGUAAAAUUUGGCCAGCUCAUCUGCUAG
Messenger RNA from Populus trichocarpa (black cottonwood), 342 nucleotides. RefSeq names its product DCD domain-containing protein NRP-like. The coding region runs from base 1 to 342 and encodes 113 amino acids. The transcript is spliced from 2 exons. Lineage: Eukaryota; Viridiplantae; Streptophyta; Magnoliopsida; Malpighiales; Salicaceae. The record is from RefSeq and is a predicted model, not a curated record.